CAGCGCCCUGCCCCCGGGGGAGGGACGCGGCCGCGCCGGGAGCGAGCAUGGGGAAGCUGCUGGCGGUGGCUCUCGUCGGCAUAGCGGCAGCUUUGCUGGCCGAGCGGCUGUUCACCUUGCGGGCCCGGCUGAACGCUUCCCGGCAAGUGGCUCCGCUCACCCUCCCGACCUGCCGGCUCGUUAAAGGCAUCGAAACUGGGUCCGAAGACAUCGACAUACUUCCCAAUGGCCUGGCUUUCAUUAGCUCCGGCUUGAAAUACCCAGGAGUAAAAAGCCUUGCUCCAGACAAGCCAGGUGAAAUAUUUCUGAUGGACUUAAAUGAAGACAAUCCCAGAGCAGUGGAACUGAGAAUCAGCCGAGGGUUUGACCUGGCAUCCUUUAACCCUCAUGGGAUCAGCACCUACAUAGACAAAGAUGACAGUGUGUACCUCUUUGUUGUGAACCACCCCCAGCAGAAGAGCACAGUGGAGCUGUUCAAGUUUAUGGAAGAUGACAAUUCCCUGCUGCACCUGAAAACCAUUCGUCAUGACCUUCUGACCUGUGUGAAUGAUAUAGUAGCUAUGGGACCAGACAGCUUCUAUGCCACCAAUGACCACUACUUCACUGACUUCAUCUUGAUGUCCUUGGAGAUGUUCUUGGGUUUAACUUGGUCAAAUGUUGUUUACUACAGUCCAAAGGAAGUUAAGGAAGUAGCAGCUGGGUUUUAUUCAGCCAAUGGCAUUAACACCUCCCCAGACAAAAAGUACAUCUAUGUGGCAGAUGUAUUGGACCACAGUGUCCAUGUUAUGGAGAAACAUGCUAACUGGAGUCUAACCCACGUGAAGACCCUGCAGCUGGACACGCUGGCUGAUAACCUGUCUGUAGACCCUCACACUGGGGACAUCUGGACAGGAUGCCACCCCAAUGGCAUGAAGCUCUUCUACGAUGACCCUGAUGAUCCGCCUGGCUCUGAGGUGCUGCACAUCCAGGACAUCCUCGGGGAGCGCCCGGCGGUGACCCGCGUCUAUGCCGACGACGGCUCCGUGCUGCAGGGCACCUCGGUGGCAGCAGUGUACCAGGGCAAGCUGCUCAUUGGCACCGUCUUCCACAGAGCUCUCUACUGUGAGCUAUAGCUCGAUGAGGAUGAUCAGACACCAAGAUGUACAAAGGAAAAGUUCAGGAGAACAUGCACUUCAUAUACAUUUGACCUCUUGGAAAAAAUAAAGAAAAGGAAA
This is a messenger RNA of Pogoniulus pusillus (Red-fronted tinkerbird), 1214 nucleotides long. Its product is annotated as serum paraoxonase/arylesterase 2. The transcript has 10 exons. Gene Ontology annotation, cellular component: extracellular region. The coding region runs from base 48 to 1112 and encodes 354 amino acids. Gene Ontology annotation, molecular function: arylesterase activity. Gene Ontology annotation, biological process: response to toxic substance. The record is from RefSeq and is a predicted model, not a curated record. NCBI's taxonomy places the organism in Eukaryota, Metazoa, Chordata, Aves, Piciformes, Lybiidae.